Molecule: messenger RNA, 1402 nt
Organism: Aedes aegypti (yellow fever mosquito)
Lineage: Eukaryota; Metazoa; Arthropoda; Insecta; Diptera; Culicidae
Product: protein THEM6-like
Exons: 4
Coding region: 616-1317 (233 amino acids)
Source: RefSeq, a predicted model, not a curated record
CUUUUCCUAGUGACUAGUGAUUGCAGGAAGCCAAACUGUCACACACGGCCAAUAGAGUCGGACAGUAGCCACUCGGCCCUAGGAGUAAAUUUUAGAUUUUUUUUUGGCAGCGGUGCACAACUUUCUACUUUUUGCAAACGUGCUUCUCUCGUGACCUUUCGGAAUUUGUCGCAGUGCACUUGGAUUCAGUUGCAGUGACCUACAGCUUGCUGCGAUGAUUAUCACCAGGAAUUUGAGUGCGUGCUGUAUUUCUCCCGCUUGCUAACGAGGGAAGAACAGGAGAAAAUUGAAACAUGGCCAACCAAGUCAAGUGCAAAGCCAAGGUUCGGCGAAAGUAAAGCGGAAAUCGAGGAAUCAGCUGAUUUUGUCGUAGAAUAGAUUUUCCUGUCCAGAGAAAAGUGAUUUGAGUUCAAUAAUUAAAAUGGUAAUCCUGUUAUAAACCUGGCUCCAACCGUUGGAUCCAGAAUCAUUGAUUAGUGGUGAUUAUCCAAUCCCUAAGGUGAAAGAAGGUGAUUCCAUUUGAAUUGCCGUCAAUCCUUCGACACAGGUAGAAAAAUCAAUUUUUUAUGGUAAUUUUUUGCGCUAUCCGGUGGUGGGAAAAGUAGAAUCGAAGAAAUGUUGUGCACCGUGUUUGGAAUCGUGUUGGGAGUGCUGGUUGCCCUGUACGCCCUGUUUGAGUUGCAUUAUUUCCUGAGGAUGUGCCUUUGUGUGGUAGCGGCCCGGUAUAUCAAGAAGCGGAUGCAUAUUCUGGACACGGCCACUGUCACUGGACUCUGCCUCACCAACGAUAUCGACACGCUGCUUUAUCACAUGAACAAUGCUCGCUACCUUCGGGAGGUGGACUUCGCCCGGGUGGACUUUUACGAGCGUACGCUCCUCUACCGGACGAUCCGCAGCAAGGGAGGUUCCGUCGUCCAAGGAGCAACGACCAUUCGCUAUCGGAGAUUCAUUCGCCCCUUUACGCGGUUCAAAAUCAGUUCCAGGAUUGUUUAUUGGGAUAAUCAAUCAAUUUUUAUGGAGCAUCGAUUCAUCGGAGCAGGCGACGGGUUCAUCCAUUGCAUAGCGCUUUGUCGCCAGCGGGUCAUCGAAUGCUCUGCGGAGGAUGUCAUGGCGACACUGCUAAAAGGCAAUGCUACCGCGACCAGUUCGACGGAGUGCUUGGAUCGGUUGGAAAAUGGCGGUGGGGCAAUCAUAGUAGGCAACGGGGGCAGUGAGUACGUUAGUAGCAGCAAGUUGAAACCGGACAUGCCGCCGGAAGUUGCCAAAUGGUUGGAGUGGAACGAAAUUUCUAGCGCCAACCUGCGGAAUGAAUGCUGAGUUUUUGGGCCGGAGUGGCUAUUGUUAGAUGGUGACAUUUUCCUAAAAGGAAUUGUGGAUGUUUAUGUCUUGACGCUUUCCUUAG